AUGAGGCAAGGAUUGGCGGUGACAGACUGCAUAUCAUCACCCUGUGAAAAUGGAGCAACUUGUGUGCCUCUCCCAGGUGGCUAUGAAUGCAACUGCCUGACCGAGUACUACGGAGACAGAUGCGAGAACCUGAACCCGUGUCUUAAAUUCGACUACUGCGCAGACCGUGGCAAUUGUAGCAGUAUCCAAGGCUCCACCUGGGACUGCGACUGCUUCUCGGGAUACGUGGGCUACAAGUGUAAGCACAUCGACUCUUGUGCUUCGGGACCUUGUCCAGAAGGCACGACGUGUCAGAAUGUGUGGCCAAGCUCCUACAGAUGCAUUUGCGAGCAGCACGGGUACUACGGAGCAGAGUGUGACAACUUCAAUGCGUGCUCGAGCUCGCCAUGUUUGAAUGGAGGGAAGUGCCUCCACAUCUCAAGUCAGGAAUACAACUGUGACUGCAACCCAGACGGGGACGUGACCGGGUACUACGGCCAGAAUUGUGAGAACUUCGACCCCUGUCUACCCGAACCGUGCGACGAAUUCGGAGGAACGUGCAGAAAUAUUUCAGACACCGACUACUUCUGUGAAUGCUUUCUCGGAUUUCAUGGAAAUUUCUGUUCCAGUUUUGACGUGUGCAUGACGUCACCCUGUCUGAAUGAUGGUGUAUGCGAAUCAUACAACAAUGGAACGAACUAUACGUGUCACUGUCCACCUAUAUAUCGGGGAUCUCACUGUGAACGAUUACGUCAAUGUCUUGGUGAUGUGACAGUGGAUAUCAAGGGCAUCAUCAGUUGGCCUGAUAUCGACGUGGGAACUAACACAAGCUCACAGUGUGCGUCAGGUGGGAAUAACGUGACCCGCCAUUGCUACUUCGAGGAAACAAAGAAUGCUGCAAGGUGGACGUUCCCAGAUACAUCAGAAUGCGAGAAAGCGAAUUUGACCAAUGAAGUUGCGGCUACAAUGACGUCAUACCUUCGGGAUUCAACCGGAAGUAAUCCCGCUGAGAUGGGAGACUCGGAGGUUUCUUCUGCUUCAGAACUUCUUGAUGCAGUGGUCGAGUUUUCUUACGAACAACAAGAGAUGGCUGGUAAUAUGAUGGAAUGCGUAAGCAAUCUUUUGGAAGUAGAAGAUCAUGUUUUGGAGUCGAGUGCACGGAAUUCGGGAGCUGAUACCAGGUAGGCUUCAAACUCUCUUAAAAUGAGACGUGUGUUCGAAUGCAUGGCUUGAAAGUCUCAAUUUGGAAGUUUAUACUUUUUAUUUAUGAAUAUGGAGUGAAUUAAAAAUGAAAAAGAACUAAUAUAUUUAUACAAGUUGUGAUGUCAAACUUUAUCAGGCGAAAAACACGAAUUAGCUCAAGGGCGGGUUAUGUCUUGCAGAUACUGCACAUGGUGAAAGACUUCUAGAUAUGUCGGCUGAGAUGGUUUUGUUGGGUUUAGAAAUAUAAAUGAUGAUGGGGACUUGGAAACAGCAGGAGACAUGGGAGGAAUGGGACCGAUACAGGAAAGAUACCAUUCCAAAGAUAAAAUGCUAAUUCAAAUCCAUCCAAAUAAAAAGAAACCUGUAUUUGAGACUUGCUCUCGGUUUUGUUGAGUUGCUGUAUCAGGCCCUAGAUACGGGAUGAAAUGAGAAGAUAGGUGCUCUGAUGAGGUUGCGAAAAUGUCGACAUUGUAGACGAGGAAAAUGGAAAUAAUUGGCAAAUCCUCAUGGUGCAAAUAAAAAAAUAAAAACAAUGAACACACUCUCAAAACAAAUCAGUCAAAAUGACUAGUUAAUCGGGUCAGCUGGGUGCAACUGUUAUUCUAGUCACAUUUGACUAUUUUCUAGUCGUAUGUUACUAGAACAGAGUCAUUUCUGACUAGAAUAUACGUCAGAAAUCUGAUUAGACAUAUCAGUUGCACCCAGCUGACUAAUGAUCUAGUUAAUUUGACUGAUUCGUUUUCAGAGUGCAGAUCCUACAUUAUAGUUUAUAUUGGUUAAUAUCGUCUCAAAUGUAAUAAUGAUUUUCAUACGAUAUGUGGAUUACAUAUCGUCUGUUUGCACAGUAUGUUUUCACAGAAAAGUGAUAUUUUUAUCUCACUUAAUACAAAUGAAUACAAAGUACUCAAUAAACCACAUGGCUGUCCCCUAGCGAUACUGGUUUAGAUAGACGUAAUAAAUAGCACACAUAUUUAGCUCAACCUGCCUUCCUUGAUUGUGUUCUGCGAAUUACAAAUUUUCGUUUAAUUUUUCUUUCUGAAAUUAGUAUAAAAAAAGAAAGUUAAGUAAACGAAAGUUCCAUAUUGCUGAUUAUAUCCUACAUUGGCUUAUGCAAUCAAAUCGAGUACCCAUCGACUUUGAAGAGGAGAAUAUUUGAUGAAAUUUACUUCUUUCUCUUAAAAUCUGAGUUUUUUAUGAUUGUGAUAUUAUCCCCACUAGUUCCUGGAAGGAGGCUGGGUAAAAUUCCCUAGACAUGCUAAAGGUGAAAUGUAUGAAAGAUUUCAUCCCGCUAUUCUUUACUAGGCAUCAUUUCUUCUCCUAAAAAAACCCCGAAGGGUUUGGUUUGAUGGAGAUGUCGCAACACAUAAGCCACCAUUUUCACAAAAUUCUAGACUGGGAUGGAACACUACUUGC
Messenger RNA from Lytechinus pictus (painted urchin), 2595 nucleotides. Its product is annotated as notch homolog 2 N-terminal-like protein A. The record is from RefSeq and is a predicted model, not a curated record. NCBI's taxonomy places the organism in Eukaryota, Metazoa, Echinodermata, Echinoidea, Temnopleuroida, Toxopneustidae. The transcript has 5 exons. Bases 1 to 1164 code for a protein of 387 amino acids. Gene Ontology annotation, molecular function: Notch binding; calcium ion binding.